Messenger RNA from Dentiscutata erythropus, 328 nucleotides. The record is from the annotation of a GenBank genome assembly. NCBI's taxonomy places the organism in Eukaryota, Fungi, Glomeromycota, Glomeromycetes, Diversisporales, Gigasporaceae.
UAUCAACUGGGGAAGAAAAUGAGAUUACUCGAAUUGCAAUUAGAGCGAAAUUAUACUGUUUGAAUGUUCAGGAAUGGAAAGAAAGAGGAGUUGGAAUCCUAAGACUAAAUUAUUCAAAAAAUAAUGAAAAUUCUCCUCGAUUAGUUAUGCGUUCUGAAAACGUACUAAAAGUGAUCUUAAAUGUUGCAUUAUUUCAUGGAAUGCAAGUUGAAAGAUCACAAGAGAAAUUUUUACACAAUUCCAAUGAAGCGGAUGAAUUAUAUGAAGCCAUAAUGAAUGCAAUUCCUCCAUCUCAAAAUCAACCACUUCCUAAUAUAACUUCAGAAAU